AUCAUUUUUCUACUCUAACGUAUGUUUGUUAGUUUGUGAACAUAUCAUUUUCUAGUGUUGAAAUGGAGCUGUCACGCCCUUUAGAGAACUGUUCCAAAUAAACGAUUCGUUCGUCACUCACACGGCUCCUGAAAGCCUGUCGCGGUUGUCCGGAAAGCUAGUUUUAGACAGGCACUUAGCUAGGAAGUGACAAAAACGCUCUUUGUUAGCUCAUGUCGCAAAUGAAUUUAGCAGAAUUGGUUGCUGCAUACGAGAAGUGACGCGAGGAAUCCAUCCGAACUGACAGAUUUGCGAUGGAAGGAGAUGAGUGCAGCUUCCCCCCAGAGUCAUCAGAUGACCACUCGCAAAGAGGAAGUGUUGCUUCUUCUGCCAUACUCUCCCACCCUCAAGAUGUGCUUGUCUACCUGUUUGGCGACAGCGUCGUGCACUUAUCUGUGGAAGGGCUGGGCAGUGUCACCGUGCAGGAGUUGGGCCGCUCUGUCCGAGAAGCCCUUCACGCUCCAGAGUGUGCUCAGGAGGCUUUUGCCUUCUGGCUGUCUUCUCCCUUGCUGGAGCUGCAGUUAAAAACGAGGCAUCAACCGUACAAGCUGUGUCGCCAGUGGCAAGACCUGCUGUAUCGCUUCACCGAAGCCUCGGAAGACGACAUCUCACAAGAUGAGCCCUGCCUCCAAUACCGUCGCAAUGUGUUUUAUCCUAAAGCUAAAGAGCUGCAGAUAGAAGACGAGGGAGUGCUGCGUCUUCUGUAUGAGGAGGCCAAGAGCAACAUCCUGACAGGAAGAUACCCCUGCGAUCCUGAACACUGGGCCACGCUCGGAGCCUUGUGUCUUGCUGUUGAUGAGGGAACGGGCCUGGAUGGGCAGACAUUGACAACUACUAUAAGAGAGAAGAAGCUGUCUUCUUUUGUACCUGCGCACGUGGCCAUGGGGGGUGGAGGUUUAUUCUCCACGCUGAGAGGAAAGUUGAGUCGUCAGGGGGGGCUCGAGCAGAACCUGCUGGAAGAAUACGGAAAGAUCAACCCAUCUGCUGGAGACUCUCAGCAGCUUCUACACCGCUACCUCAGCACGUGUCACAUGCUGCCUUAUUAUGGGUGCGCUUUCUUUGAUGGGGAGAUUGACAAGCCCGUCCAAGGUCUCCUCAAGAGGGGGAAACGCAAAGCUGUCAAUGUUGGAAUCUGCCUUGAGGGAGUUUAUGUGAUGGAUGUCAAAGAGAAGCACGUGUUGCUCGGCCUGCGCUUCCACGAGCUCUCCUGGGACCACAGCUACCCCGAGGAGGAGGGCGACUCGCACAUCCUGUGGCUUGAGUUUGAUGGCGAUGAAGAUGGCACCCCCGUCAACAAGCUGCUGAAGAUUUACUCCAAACAAGCAGAACUCAUGAGCGGCUUCAUCGAGUUCUGCGUGGAGCUGAGAUCAGUGUCUGAGGAAGCAGCCGUGACACAAACGGACGGCGAGGCGGGUCUCUCCCAACAAGCCUCUGGCCAGGAGGGCGGCAGCAAGAACGGACGUGGGGGACGGCGAGGGAUGCUGCGUCGGCAGAGCAGCGUGGUGUGCAGCCGGGUCCAUUCACUUCAUACCAUCAACUAUGUGGACAACGGAAAAGAAAUCAAAUGCUUAAAGCCAAAAAGAGCCGCGUCCUUUUUCACCCGGCAGGUGUCUGCACCCAUGUACUCUUCUGUGCAAGUGACAGAAAGUCUGGAGCAAGGUUAAACUUGCCCUCCAGCACCGCCCUCCCACUCAAGGAAAGACCAAAACUCAACAAUAUUAAUGGGAGGGAUUGGAUUUACAAAGGACCAAGCGAGGAAAUCUUAGUGUGACCAUAUUUGUCUCUUCAAGGUGUGUAUAUUUUGUGCAUAUAGUAUUGUGGGGGGUGGGGGGAGGAGCAUUAACAAAAACCUAACUAUAUCAGAGACAAGCCUUGGGGGAAAUUGUCAAGAGCAGGAGUGUCCAAAGUGCAGCCCGAGAGCCAUUUGUGGCCCACGCCACAUUCCUAUAAACAGAAUUUAACAAGAAAACUUAAAAACAACAGCAUAAAAAGAACGUUGCCGCAAUAAAAUCUAAAUAUUAAGAAAAAAUCCAACGGGAAUGUCAUAAUUUUACGAGAAUGACAUAAUAUGAGAAACAAAACAACCCAUAAAGUUGUCAUUUUUGGAAAAUUAGGUUGUGUAAAAACUUAAGUCAUAAUAAUAAAGUCAUAAAAGUAUGAGAAGAAAAUUUACAAGAGCAAAGUUGAAAUAAAAGUUGAAAAAAAAAAAACAGCGGCUGUAAUUUUACGAGAAUAGAUUUGUAAUAUUAUGAGGAAAUUUGAGUAGCAUAGUGUUGCUGUGGUCAAGCUAAUGUGACUGAAGCUCACACAUGUACACUAUACUUGCACCAUCUAGUGGUGCAAAUGUGCAUUACACCUUGCAUGAUAAUUCAUGAAUCAAAAAAUGUUGUCGAUGCGAUCAAAUAUCCACGAUAAUUUGUAGCGCAAUUAUCCACCACCAAAAUCUGUCAUCGUGACAAGCGUAUGUGGGAAUAAAUUCAAAAUAUCAUGAAAAUAAGUUAUCAUUUGAGAAGAAAGUUGAAAUAUUUGGAAAAUCUUAUAAAAAAAAGCAAAAACUGUGGGGGGGGAAGGGGCAAAGUUGGAAAAAAAAAUUAGACUUUUUCACUUCUAUCACAAAGCUGACAUGCAGUUUUUUCUAGAAAUAUAUUUAACUUCUUGGCAUAUCAAUCCAAGUAUCCAAGUGGCCCUUGGAUCCUUUCAUUUUUCACUUUGUGGCCCUGCGGUGGAAAACGUGUGGACACCCCAGCUCAAGAGCUUUUUGACUUUUCUGUGGCUUCUUUUACUUUUAGCAUGCUUGAUGCUGCUGUUCAAAAACCUCACAUCAUAACAGUGGACAUACAGUCAUGUGGGGGGGGGGGAAAGUGAGGGGACACCAUUUUUUCAACACAUUUUUCGUGAAAAUGUGUGGCGCCCCCUGCGGGUUGUGCUACUAUGUUGUGGAAGACAUCAAGACAAGACAGCGCCCACGUCUGAUGGUGAAUGCUUGGGUUUUGUCACCAGCUUCAUUCAAAUUUGCCAGGUAAAGGCGCAUAUGAAAUGUGGUGGUGAUUUAUGGACUUAUGGGGUCCAACUUGGGGCCACCCUGUGUACAGAGCAGGACGGCAUGUUUUGCCAGAUUUUCAUAACUGUGCCGCUUUUCCAGGUUUUGCAGUGUAACCCACGAUAGGACAGUGAAUCCUCAAGAAGUGUGGGAGCAAAGCCUUUCAAGUCCAUAUUCUGCUUCCUUGAAACUGCUUGUGCCUUGACGCAGUGAAGGUCACCAAGGUUAUAGGAAUACGUCUCUUUUCUACUCAAAAUUAGAUAUCACAGAAGCAUUUCAUCCAAGUUAGUCUAAAACUACAUUACAAGCGUGUUGCAACAACUCUGCACCGUUUGUGUCGGCAACGUCCGUUGCUUGUCACAUUUUGAAGGACGUCAUCUGUUGAGUCACGUCAUAAACUGUAACGCAACCAUUUUUGGUUUCAGUGCCAUCAAAGUCAUUAGUUGUCUUCGUCUAAGCGUGACUGCACAAUGAUGGAAGCAGUCCUGUCUUUUUUUUAAAAGGGGACCUAUUAUGCUUUUCCUCUUUUCUGACCUAUAAAUGUUGUGUUUUCGCUUUAAACGAUGCCACUGCGUCAGAUAAUCAGGUUUGGAAGUGAGACAUGAAAGCAGUUUUGGACGACUGCACACUAGAGUUUUUUUUAAACACAGAGUUCCAUUGACGUCAGUGCAACCCGGACUUCCUUAAAUGGGCAUGCCCCGGCUGUAGGCCUGCCCUCCCCCUGCUGUGCUUCGCUCUGCUCGGUUGACCGUGUUAGCACGUAUGGCUCCCAGCAAAUGUUUGUGGGGGUGUUCCUAAAGAGGCAAGCAUCAGACAGAAGUUGUUGGAGUUGCUGAUUCCCGGCCAGCAGAAGAAAAAUAUGCUCAUCUGUCAACGGGACUUGUGAACAUGGGCCAAUACGACGCCAGACUAUCUGCCAAACUGUUGCUGAAGCCCGAUGCCUUUCCAACGUUAUUUGGUCGUGUUGAAGAGUCAGAAGAGCAAGCUGUAAGUAAUCACUUAUCAGUGUCCUAACUGUUUAUUUUGUGUAAAUAAUCGCACAAAAGGGCUUCGGCAACUGCCCGGAAGUCCUCGGGAGCGUGACCGAUCACAGCGGAGUGGGCUCAGCGGGAGGCAUACCUGGAGGAGGGCCGUUUGGGCGGGAGGCAGGAAACACUGCAGGAAGAGGAGCAGAGUCUGGAAGAUCUAUCUAGAUCUAGCUUUGUGUGCAGGUUAUCUGCUCUAUAGGAGUCCGCAACUCAAUACAAAGGCCUGAAAAUGAGUAUAAUAGGUCAACUUUAAACUGACAUUUCUUGAAAGCUCGGCACACUAAAUAUGCUGCAAGGCUCCGCCAGGCAUUGUACUUUUUUGGCAUGUUUGCCGCAGGUGUUGCUAACUAAUCCUAUGCACGUCACGUUGUAGAAUAGGCAUUCCAACACACCAUGCGAUCAUUUACUCUCAAUGCUGCACUUGUCUUCCGUUUUCUUCAAGUUUUAUCAGCUCUUAUGAUACACCGUAUAUUUCAAACAAAAAAUAGGUUUCUUUGUAUAUUUGUGUUACACAAGACCCUUUCCUCAGCAGUCGUUAUGCAGAAGCAUCAAGUGCCUUUGCCUUACGUUUGUAUCCAGAUGGCUGUUUAUAGCGCUCGCAAACCACACAUGGACAUGUUUUUGUUUCGUUUCACAAGUGAGCUGUACUUUCAUGGUUAACUCGAUCCGAGGAAGACUACGGGGUGGUUUUUGAGGAAAGCGUGCAGUGUCACUUGUUACCUCUGUCAAAAUAUGUCUUUCUGCUGAGCCUCUUUCUCUGCAUUGCUGAUGUAAACAACGUUUUAACACUCGCACUUCUUACAGAGCGAAUGUCAUGAAGUCAUCGAGUAAGUCAGCCAAGUUUCAUUUCAUGUCUGCUUGUCAUGUUCACACAAUAAGGAUGCAUUCGUUGCUGCGUGUGGCAUUGCUCACAUCUGUUAGAAAUGCUGCUCAGUUUUGAAGUCUCGGUCCAGCAUGACAAAAGAAAAUGUUCCUUUCAGUUGUGUGUUUUUCCAUUCAGUUGAUGUAUCAUAUAGUGCAUAUGACUGUUGGACUUACUUCAAUUUAUCUAAAAACUCAACUGACCCCUGGAUGUAUCAACACCACAGAACUUGCAUUUUAUCCUUAAUAACUCAUUUGAAAGUACUUUUGUAGGGCUUUCUUACAUCCUUGCAAUAUUAUCCCAGAUGCAGUAUUAAACUCUUGUCUGAGUUUGAAUCUUUGACCAAUAAAAGUUGCUUUAUUUA
Dunckerocampus dactyliophorus (ringed pipefish) is the source of this 5333-nucleotide messenger RNA. RefSeq names its product FERM domain containing 8 (gene frmd8). The record is from RefSeq and is a predicted model, not a curated record. The transcript has 11 exons. Gene Ontology annotation, cellular component: cytoskeleton; plasma membrane. NCBI's taxonomy places the organism in Eukaryota, Metazoa, Chordata, Actinopteri, Syngnathiformes, Syngnathidae. Gene Ontology annotation, biological process: negative regulation of canonical Wnt signaling pathway. The coding region runs from base 294 to 1703 and encodes 469 amino acids.